This is a messenger RNA of Penicillium crustosum, 1119 nucleotides long. RefSeq lists its product as uncharacterized. The coding region runs from base 1 to 1119 and encodes 372 amino acids. Gene Ontology annotation, biological process: nucleoside metabolic process. The transcript has a single exon. The record is from RefSeq and is a predicted model, not a curated record. Gene Ontology annotation, molecular function: catalytic activity. Lineage: Eukaryota; Fungi; Ascomycota; Eurotiomycetes; Eurotiales; Aspergillaceae.
AUGGCCGUAGUAAGGGUUGACCAUGACUCUCUUCAGGUUGAACAACACUUGAUGUACGAAACUCUGAAGGCAUACAUCGAUGGAAAGAUCCAUCCGUUGAUAAGAAGCCGCGUCUGGCCGCACAUUCGGGUCUGUGGCCGAUAUGCUCGAAGUGAUCCCGAUGUACAUAUUUCACCUACCGAGAAACGGGAAAAACGAUUCAAUUGGCAUCGACCAAUAGCUGUUAUCGUCAACGAGUUCACGCUGGAGAUCAGGUGUUUCCCUGGACGAGACUACGUGCAACAUUACGCUCUCCUCAUCGCGUAUUACCUUAAGCUGAACUCGAUCAAGGCCCCUGCAUCAAUAGUAGAAUAUCUUCUACCUUCUUCAGAAGCUUGUGUGAAUAUUCUCUUGCAGUCCAAUUUGCGAUUCAUGGGCGCUGUCGACACAGUCAUCCUUGGGUAUGUGGAUCAUCUGGCCACCAAUGAAGAUUAUAUCUGGGAAACAGGGACAGAUGUCCCCGAUCAGUUAUUUGCAUGGAAACGCUUCUCACUAGCCGAUGGAAGUGUUGUUGCCUUCGUGGGAAGCAUGGUGAGCCUCUGGGGCGAUAUCAUCGGAAAUGUCGUUCGCACAAUGCGAACCCAGAACAACAUAUCCAGUGUUUUUUACAUGGGAAAAGCAGGGUCAUUGAGAACCCAAGAUGUGCCGAAUCAGGUGCUAGUCACCGGCGAAUCGAGUCGUGUGGAUGGCAAGCUUCUUUCUUGGGAAAGCCCCCUCAGUACGACAUUAUCGACGAUGAAAAUCGAACAACUUUGUCAGGGGACUCACGUUACGGUGCCAAGCCCCUUGGUCGAAACUGAGGAUUGGUUAGCUAUCAACAAACAGGAUGCAGACUGGGUGGACUGCGAGGUUGGUUACCUAGCAGAAGCCUGCCAAGACAACAAUAUUCGAUUCGGGUAUUUGCACUUUAUUUCAGAUAAUGUGGCACAAAAAUACAUAUAUAAUCUUGCAACAGAGCGCCAGGAGGCUGUUAUAAGCGCGCGGAAGGGUAUUUGGGACAAAGUCAGGCAAAUCCUGGCCACACAUUUAGGUAUAGAGGACUUGGGGGGAAGUAUGCAAGGGCAGGUUUGUAAAAUAUAG